Messenger RNA from Staurois parvus, 291 nucleotides. The record is from the annotation of a GenBank genome assembly. NCBI's taxonomy places the organism in Eukaryota, Metazoa, Chordata, Amphibia, Anura, Ranidae.
UUGCAUCAUGUCUACAUGUCUUUGCAAAAAAAAAAAAAUCCUAAUAUGUGUACAUUAAUUGGUUUAUGUGAAAGUUAUAGCGUCUACAAAUGGAUAUAUAUAUAUAGACAUACAUACACACUAGUAAUGGAGACAAUCAGCGACUUAUAGCGGGACAGUGGCAGGCAUUCUGACACUGGGGGUGCACUGACUGUCAUUAAGAUCCCCAGUGACACUAAUACAGUGAUCAGUGCUAAUAAAAAGCACUGACACUGUACUGGCACUGGGCAGGAAGGGGUUAACAUCUGGGGC